AUGUCUCUAAGCAGCACCUGCCGCUUCUUAGACUAUCUCCAAGCCGUCGAUCCCCGACAGCCUCACAACAAGCUGUUAACAAUUGACGCGCCGCCCGGAGCCGGGUCGUCCACUCAGAAUGACCAGUCCGUGAUAAGCCGGCUCGCGUUAACCGUCGCCACCAACCACACUUUGAACGCGGUGAUUGUCGAAUCCCCGUCGCCCUCGGCGGCAUCGACGAAGGAAACACGGCGGACAACGAAGGGCCGUCUUCGAGAAAACCCAGACUCGCCCGGCGUUCGACGGGGGCUCCACGACGCCCGGCAGGCGAAGGCGGCGGAGUUCCAGGAGCCCACGCAGGGAUCCAAGGAUUCCAAGGGUUCCAAAGCCGUCUCUCAGGGUUCCAAUGACAUGUUUCUCCGCGUCGACGAGAUGGUGGAAGAGUACGCUUCCGAGGCGGAGAUGAGCGGGCUGGACGACUACUACCGGGAAGAGGGCCACGCGAAGCGCACCUUCCGGCGGCUUGGAAGAUCACGCGGGGGCGGGGGCGGGGGCUCUGAUUCCGACGAGAGCGGUGGGGAGGAUGGCGGUGGUGGCGGCGGCCGCGGCGGCGAAAGAGCCGAGGUCUACGACAGCGACCUCGAGUCUACGAUAGGGGACGUUGGCCAAGCCGCGCACAAGAAGAAAAUGAGGAGGUACAAAGCCCUUGCGAGGGACCAUUUCGAGAGGAUGCUGCUCGAAUGCAUCGUAAACACAGAGAGCAUCAAGGAUAACUACGAAGACAUGUUCGUCGACCAAAAAACCAUCGACAAGCUCGAGCACGCCACGCGCAUGUCCCUCCUCCGCCCCAAAGCCUUCAACCGCGGCGUGCUCGCCGGCAACCGAGUCACCGGCGCCGUCCUCUACGGCCCGCCCGGCACGGGCAAAACCCUCCUCGUCAAAGGCCUCGCCCGCAAAUCCGGCUUCAACAUGAUCCUCGCCUCCACGGCCGAGCUCUGGCAAAAAUGCCACGGCGACGACGAAAAAGUCAUCAAGGCCCUGUUUUCCAUGGGCCGCAAGCUGCACCCGGCCAUCGUCUUCAUCGACGAGGCCGACGGCUUACUCGGCGUGCGCAAGGCCGGCGAGAAGCGCCACAUCCGCGCCAUGCUCAACCAGUUCCUCAUGGAGUGGGACGGCCUCAACAGCGGCAAAGACGCGCCCUUUAUCCUGCUCGCGACGAACCGGCCCUUUGACCUAGACCCGGCCGUGCUGCGGCGCGCCCCCGUGCGGAUUCACCUCGACGUCCCUACCGCGGCGCAGCGGUUCGGUAUCCUCGGGCUGCUGCUCAAGGACGAGGUGCUCGGCGCCGACGUGUCCGUGGACAGGCUCGCCAAGAUGACGACGCGCUAUACGGGCUCCGAUCUCAAGAACUUGUGCGUCACGGCGGCGACGAGCGCGGUCAGCGAGCAGGCUGAGGACUCGGAGCACAGGGUGUUGCGGCUGCGGCACUUCCAGACGGCCAUGAUUAGUAUCAAGGCGACGGGGUUGAGCAAGACGGUCGAGAACGAGUUUCAGAAUUUCGAGAGGGGCGCGAACCAAGGGGCGCGGGCGCACGACGAGGACUAG
Messenger RNA from Parascedosporium putredinis, 1584 nucleotides. The record is from the annotation of a GenBank genome assembly. Lineage: Eukaryota; Fungi; Ascomycota; Sordariomycetes; Microascales; Microascaceae.